Molecule: messenger RNA, 1736 nt
Organism: Cynara cardunculus var. scolymus (artichoke)
Lineage: Eukaryota; Viridiplantae; Streptophyta; Magnoliopsida; Asterales; Asteraceae
Product: beta-glucuronosyltransferase GlcAT14B-like
Exons: 5
Coding region: 221-1486 (421 amino acids)
Cellular component (GO): membrane
Molecular function (GO): glucuronosyltransferase activity
Source: RefSeq, a predicted model, not a curated record
CCACAAUGUGCCCAUUUUCUUGCAAUAAUCAACAUCAUAAGCACUAACUCCAUAGAUUCCUUUCUCUUGCGCAUAUAAGGAGAUCACCUUUUUCCCAUUCUUCACUUUCCCAAAUCCCUAAUCGCAUUAAAUCCUCUCAACUAAACAGACUUCAAGAAAACCCUCAAAUUCUUCGUCUCCAAAUGCACAAAUUUGAUCCCAACUCUUGAAGUUUCCAUCAAUGGAGACCACCAUAAAGCCAUUGAAAAAGAAAGCAUGGUUUCUUCCUCUCAUCUUGUCUCUACUCACCUCCUCAAUUCUCAUCAUCUUCUCUCUGUUCUUCACUUCAUCUUCAAACCCUUUUCAUCAAUCCACAUUAAAAUCUAAAACCCAUCAGAACCCGGUUUUUGUUGAAUCAAAACUGUACAUCUCUCCCACAAAACCUGCUUCAUCCGUACCGAAACUUGCUUACUUGAUCUCUGGUUCAAGUGGCGAUGUUGAGUCAUUGAAGAGGACCCUCAAGGCGUUAUACCAUCCAUUGAACCAAUAUGUUGUGCAUCUGGACCUUGAGUCACCGGCCGAAGAAAGAUUGGCGCUUGUUGAUUUUGUGAACAACGAGGCUGUGUUCCAAGAAGUGGGUAAUGUUAGGGUGGUGACUAGGUCUAAUUUGGUAACUUAUAGAGGACCUACCAUGGUUACGAAUACGCUUCAUGCCGCGGCGAUUCUUUUGAAGGAAGGUGGUGAUUGGGAUUGGUUCAUCAAUUUGAGUGCCUCUGAUUACCCUUUAGUUACCCAAGAUGAUCUGCUUCACACAUUUUCAACUGUUCCUCGAGACCUAAAUUUUAUCGAGCAUACUAGUGACAUUGGUUGGAAAGAAUACCAAAGAGCCAAGCCUGUUAUAAUUGAUCCGGGGCUGUAUAGUCUUAAAAAAUCAGACGUAUUUUGGGUCUCCCAGAAAAGGAGUGUGCCUACUGCUUACAAGCUCUUCACAGGUUCUGCUUGGAUGAUGCUUUCCCGGCCCUUCAUAGAAUAUUGUUUAUGGGGUUGGGAUAACCUUCCAAGAAUCGUCCUCAUGUACUAUGCCAACUUUCUUUCAUCUCCAGAAGGGUAUUUUCACACAGUAAUCUGCAAUGCCGAAGAGUUUAAAAAUACGACUGUAAAUCACGACCUUCAUUUCAUUUCUUGGGAUAAUCCUCCAAAACAACACCCACAUUUUCUUUCCAUUGAUGAUUACGAAAGAAUGGUAGAAAGCCAUGCACCAUUCGCCAGAAAAUUUGGUGAAGACAAGGAAUUACUCGACAAAAUUGACUUGCAACUUCUAGGACGUGAACCCGAUGGGUUUGUGACAAGCAAUUGGUUUGAUAGAAGUGAUACAAAUAAAACUAUUGCCGAGAGUAUAGUCAAGAAUGCAACUCAACUGAAACCAGGCCCUGGGGCCGAGAGGAUCAAGACCCUCAUCGGUGGUAUGCUAUCUGACAAAGAUUUCCAUGCGAAGCAUUGUAUCUGAUAAUUUCAGUAUGCCCGUCUUCCUGAAGUCGAUUAUCCCAUUUUCCUCCAUUUCUAGUUUCGUUUCAUGGUUCUCUGGAAAUGAGAUCCACGGUGGGAAUCAAGAAACGGAGAAAAUGGUUGAUAAUGUGUAACUUGUAAGCAACAAGCAAUAGUAUUUCAUUACUGAUGUAUGCUGUCCAAGAUAAGGUUUUUCUUGGAAUAUAUUACUAUAAAGAUCUCAAAUUUAUAUAGAUAUUAGUUCAGAAUAU